Messenger RNA from Anguilla rostrata (American eel), 3914 nucleotides. RefSeq names its product solute carrier family 7 member 14b (gene slc7a14b). The record is from RefSeq and is a predicted model, not a curated record. Gene Ontology annotation, cellular component: plasma membrane. Gene Ontology annotation, biological process: amino acid transport; transmembrane transport. The transcript has 8 exons. The coding region runs from base 622 to 2970 and encodes 782 amino acids. Lineage: Eukaryota; Metazoa; Chordata; Actinopteri; Anguilliformes; Anguillidae. Gene Ontology annotation, molecular function: amino acid transmembrane transporter activity.
AAUUGUCAGGCAGGAGCAUUAUACGGAUAGCUUUAAUAACCGGUGUCACUGACAUCAUAGCAUCAUUGACGUAGUCUCUCUGUUGAAUGGGGGCAUGCUGUUAAAUAAUGAAUUUUGCUCGGAUCACGUGGUCAAGCCUCUAAAUAAUUCAAACCGUUUUUACAUCACGAUACCCCCAGUCUGUACUUGCCCGGCUGGGAAGCUCGCAAAUACAGCAUCGGAAAUGGAGAUUUAGCAGGGCCCCAACGACACUAAUCCGCACGGGGCAAAAGCGACUAGCAUCCUUGAGCCACGAAACCUCUACUGAGAUGAGGACAGAAGCUGUCAUGGACUGUCUGUGAGGAGUGGAGAAAAAUAGAGCGAGAGAGUGAGGGCUAGAGAGAGCAAGAGAGAGAGGGAGGGAGAGAAGGAGAGUGAUAAAUCCCUUUUUCUGCCACUCCCAUCCAGCCUUCAGUCACAACAUUGGGUAGUGGGUUCCUCCCUCCCCCAACCCCACCAAGGCCUUGCCUAACACAGAGAGACAAAGCAUCCCCUCUUCCACCUGCCUACGUUUGCCUACCUUCCCCUUCUCUGCCCCUACCCAGGAUUUAGCCUUGUGACUCUAGGGUAGCCCCUCCCAAGAUGAGCGCAGUCUUUGCCAAACUGGACCCCCGUCGGGUCCAGUGGGAGUCGACAUGGUACGCCUUCCACUCUCGCAUCCUGCGGACCAAGCCUGUUGAGUCCAUGCUGGAUGGAGGCGGGGGUGGGACUGGCCCACAUGGCACCAAGCUGGCACGGGUUCUGACCACUGUGGACCUGGUGUCCCUAGGCGUGGGCAGCUGCGUUGGCACUGGCAUGUACGUGGUUUCCGGGCUCGUCGCCAAGGAGAUGGCAGGCCCCGGGGUUAUCAUGUCCUUCAUCAUUGCAGCGGUGGCCUCUAUUCUCUCAGGAGUGUGUUACGCGGAGUUCGGCGUGCGUGUGCCUAAGACUACAGGCUCAGCCUACACCUAUAGCUACGUGACCGUGGGCGAGUUUGUGGCUUUCUUCAUUGGCUGGAACCUCAUCCUGGAGUACCUGAUUGGCACAGCGGCGGGGGCCAGUGCACUCAGCAGCAUGUUUGACUCCCUGGCCAACCACACCAUCAGUCGCUUCAUGAUCAACAACAUUGGAACCCUCAACGGCCUGGGGAAGGGUGAGGAGUCGUACCCGGACCUCCUGGCCCUGGUUAUUGCCAUCCUGGUGACAGUGAUCGUAGCCCUGGGGGUGAAGAACUCUGUGGGGUUCAACAACGUGCUGAACGUCAUCAACCUGGUGGUGUGGGUCUUCAUGAUGGUGGCCGGCCUCUUCUUCGUCAGUGGAUCCAAUUGGGACAAUGGCAGGUUUCUGCCUUAUGGCUGGUCUGGGGUCAUGCAAGGUGCUGCCACCUGCUUCUAUGCCUUCAUCGGGUUUGACAUCAUCGCCACUACAGGCGAGGAAGCCAAGAGUCCCAACACUUCCAUACCCUACGCCAUCACCGCCUCCCUGGUGACCUGCCUGACGGCUUAUGUCUCCGUCAGCGUUAUCCUAACCCUGAUGGUUCCCUAUAACGACAUCGAUGGUGACGCGCCACUGAUGGAGAUGUUCGUGGUGCAUGGGUUCCAAGCGGCCAAGUACAUUGUGGCCGUUGGCUCCAUCGCAGGGCUGACCGUCAGCCUGCUGGGCUCCCUAUUCCCCAUGCCCCGAAUCAUCUACGCCAUGGCGGGGGACGGCCUGCUUUUCAGAUUCCUGGCCCAUGUGAGCACGUACACAGAGACACCAGCGGUGGCCUGUGUGGUUUCGGGGUUCCUGGCAUCCCUGCUGGCCUUGCUGGUCAGCCUGCGGGACCUGAUCGAGAUGAUGUCUAUCGGCACCCUCCUGGCGUACACCCUGGUGUCCGUCUGCGUCCUCCUCCUGCGCUACCAGCCCGAGAGCGACAUCCACGGCUUCGUCGACUUCCUGACCGAGGAGGGCGGCAAGAAGAAGGAGGGCGUGCUGGCCGAGUGCGAGAAGGACGCCUGCUCCCCUGCCAGCGAGGGCGAGGAGUACGGGGGCCCGCCCAACAACACCUGCGGCGCCAAGAACCUGCCCUCACUGGGCGACAACGAGAUGCUAAUCGGAAAGCCAGACAAGUCGGCCUAUGCCCCCGGCCACCCCAACUACGGCACGGUGGAGAUGGGCUCCGGCAUCGAGGCGGAUGAGUCGGAGAGCGUCUACGUCAUGAAGCUGAAGAAGCUCCUGGGGCCCCGAUACUACACCCUGCGCAUCCGCCUGGGCCUGCCCGGCAAGAUGGACCGGCCCACGGCCGCCACAGGCCGCACCGUCACCACCUGCGUCAUGCUCCUCUUUGUCCUCAUUGCGCUCUUCUGCUCCUUCGUCAUCUUCGGAGCCCAGCACAUCUCCAGGAGCAGCUGGUGGGCGGUGCUGCUGGUGGCCUUCAUGGUGGCGCUGAUGGCCGCCCUGAUCUUCAUCAUCCUGCAGCAGCCCGAGAACCCCAAGAAGCUGCCAUACAUGGCGCCAUGCGUGCCCUUCGUCCCCGCCUCCGCCAUGCUCGUCAACAUUUACCUCAUGCUCAAGCUCUCCAGUAUUACCUGGAUCCGAUUCGCUGUCUGGUGCUUUGUGGGCCUGCUGAUCUACUUUGGUUAUGGCAUGUGGAACAGCACCCUGGAGAUCACGGCCAAAGAGGAGGAGGCUCACGCUAGCACCUACCAACGCUACGACGCAGGUGUGGAUGACAGCUUUGCCAUGGACGAAGACCUAUACCCGCAGGACGACGGGAGCCAGUACCAGGGUUGGAAUGCCCCUGAGGAGAGGGGUUGCCAGUACCAAUACCAGUACCAGCAACCUCCUGCACCCGACGAGCUGGACGACAACAGAACCUCCUCACAGGGCAAGAGAACCAAAAGCAAAGGCAAAACCAAAAAGGGUUUUGAGGCCCUGGUCGCAGACGAUGAGAUGGACUACUCACCUGAAUGACUCUUUGGAUAAAUGUUUUUACCAAGGCCCUUGAGUCUAGAAUGUUAUCUUCCUGUUAGCUUCUUCUACCAUUCUUUCUCUCUUUCUUUUCCCUGUAUUUUAUCCUUCCUAUGUCCUUAUUUGGUUAUUUUAUUUAUGAUUUUAGUAGACAGCUUCAUUUGGUUGAGGUGACUUGACACUUAAUGUGUUGUUUUAGAUGACCAUCUUCUCUGGGGCAAAAAUUCUAAAAUAAUGGCUUGCACAGGAAACCUGUCAUUUAAGAUCAAUGCACAGGGUGUCCUGUUUCUGAAAAAUAUUCAUUUGAAAAAAGAAACAUUGCUGGAAAUGCACCCAACUAUGCUGCUGAAGGCAGUUAUUUCCAUUACAUAUUCAGGAUGCUUCCUGAAGCAUGCUUCUUUCCUAUGACACCAGGAGGUACUUUCCCUUCUUUCCAUUCUCCCUCUCUCUCUCUCACCCUCUUCAGGUGGCUAUGGAUUUUUGUGAGAAAUAAGUUGUGCACCAGUUGUGUCUUCUGCAAUGUUAAUUUCUCAUCAGUGCCACAACUUAUGCAGUUUAACCCAGCCAGUAGUAUAAUCGAAAGGUCCGUCUCAACCGUUCAAGCUGAAAUGAUUUGAUGCAUCGUAUGAAUGCUUAUAAAUAGGCACGUCUAAGGACAGUACUGGUGGUGAUGGAUGUUCUGUUCCUUACUUUACAAAAAUUUACCGGACUCUUGAAUAGGAGUGGCUAGCCCUGUUCCUGGAGAGUUGCAGAGUCUACUGUAUUUCAUUGUACCACAUCUUAGCUGGCUUUGUGUGUCCAGACAGAUGGAAUAGAAGAGCAUACUCUCUGGUUUCUGUACUGAGUCUGCGUCAAUGCUCAAAGAGUAUAUGCCCCAAGUAUUCCUCUGGUUGUUCCCUUCCAGAGUAUUGAUUUUCAUUCAUCAACACUAGGAAGCUUAGCCAGAU